Messenger RNA from Dracunculus medinensis (Guinea worm), 1071 nucleotides. NCBI's taxonomy places the organism in Eukaryota, Metazoa, Nematoda, Chromadorea, Rhabditida, Dracunculidae. The record is from the annotation of a GenBank genome assembly.
AUGGAUGAAAACAAUAUGAGAAAAGAGGAAUUAAGUGACGAAGGCGAGAGGAACAAAAUGGGAGUUAUAGCUUGUAUGUGCUAUGUCCUUGGAAAUAUUAUCGGCUCAGGCAUUUUCACAUCCCCUUCUGCAAUUUUGGCAAAGGUGAAUUCGACUGGGCUCUCAUUAAUUAUUUGGAUAGUGUGCGGUUUAUAUUCAUUGUUUGGUGCAUUAGUUUAUAUCGAAUUAGGUACGAGUAUACCUGAACCGGGAUGCCAUUUCGCCUACAGUCAUUACGUAGGAUGGCAUUCUGCAGCAUUUGCCUUCAUGUGGAUCGGAGUCACUUUAGGCUACCCAGCAUCAAACGCAAUUCAAGCUCAAACAUUUGGAAAAUAUUUAGUUGAUGGAGUUGCACCACUCUAUGCUAUUGGAGAUCCAUACAAAUGGGCUUUAGAGCGAGUUUUUGGUAUUUUAUUAAUUUUGACAAUAACAUGGCUUAAUAUGCUUUCACUGGGAAUUAUUGUGUCGAAAUUUCAAAUCAUCGCGACAUUAGCGAAAAUGCUUUCAAUUGCUUUGAUCAUCGGUGGAGGUUUCUAUCGACUCAUAUUUGAAAACAAAACUGAAAAUCUCGAAAAUCUGAUGCAACAUAGUAAUUAUAAUAUCGACAGUCUUGUUCUCGCAUUCUACGCAGGCCUUUGGUCGUACAUUGGAUGGGAUAUAUUAAACUAUGGUAUAUCCGAAAUUCGAAAUCCAGCCAAAACUAUGCCUCUGGCACUAACUUCCGGAAUGUUGAUUAUAAUAAUAACGUAUCUCGCAACUAAUAUUUCUUAUGCGAUCGUCCUCAGCAAUGAUGAAAUUUUGCAUACUAAUGCAAUCGCUGCUCUAUUUAGUCAAAAAGUUUUUGGCAAAUUUUCGUAUAUUAUACCAUUUUUAAUCGCAAAUUUUAUAUGUGGUUCGCUUAAUUGUGCUAUUUUUGCUGGAAGCAGAUAUUUGUAUGCAGCAGCUCGAGAAGGAUAUUUACCAGCAUUUUUGAGUUGUAUUGGUGAAAAUGAUGCGAGCCCUAAGCCAGCACUGGUUGUUGAGGUAAUUUAA